AUGCCGAAAGCAAACCUAGAUGCGCGACAACAUAGAUUACAUCUUACAGAGAUUAAUCUUCAUGCUCAAGUUACCGGCCAUCCAAAUAUCAUUAGCCUAGAAAAGAUUAUUGAUACCACAGAUUCUUUAAAUGUUGUCCUUGAAUAUUCUGAUGAAGGAGAUUUAUUCUCAAUGAUUACCGAAAAAGGGUUAUAUAUUGGAAAUGAUGAUCUUAUAAAACAAGUUUUUGUGCAAAUACUGGAUGCAGUCCAGUUUUCACAUUAUCAUGGCAUUUAUCAUCGUGAUUUAAAACCAGAAAAUAUUCUUGUUUUUGACGAUGGAAUGACCGUUAAACUUGCGGAUUUUGGUUUAGCAACAACAGAUACUUGGUCAAAAGACUUUUGUUGUGGGUCAACUUUUUAUAUGAGCCCAGGUGGGCUUUAUGAACAAGUAUCGGGUUAUGCGACAGCACCCAAUGAUGUCUGGUCAUUGGGCAUUAUUCUCAUUAAUCUUGCUUGUGGUCGUAAUCCAUGGAAACAAGCCUCUCUUAGUGACGAAACAUUUUCAGCAUAUGUCCAAAAUCCAGAGUUUUUAAAGACUAUACUUCCAAUUUCUGAUGAGCUUAACGAAAUUUUAAAAGACGUUUUUGCCCUCGAUCCUGAGAAGCGCAUAACGUUAAGUGAAUUUAAAGAACGUGUAUUGGAAUGUCAUAGUUUCAUCAUGCCAGAAUUUGCUACGUUCUGUGAAAUGCUCGUUGAACAAGAAAUUGAUGUACCUCCAACAAUUUCCCAUAACAUGUGCAGUCAGUCUUCAACGUCUUCUGCAUGCUCGUGGUAUUCCAUGAAUUCGGAAAUGGAUUUUUCUAUUCCUCCAGCAGAAUUUUUGGAUGACUAUGAUCGUUGUUCUGUUUCAACAAGUUCCACCUUUAUAUCAACAUUAGCAUCCAUUUGA
Racocetra fulgida is the source of this 930-nucleotide messenger RNA. The record is from the annotation of a GenBank genome assembly. NCBI's taxonomy places the organism in Eukaryota, Fungi, Glomeromycota, Glomeromycetes, Diversisporales, Gigasporaceae.